Sorex fumeus (smoky shrew) is the source of this 2295-nucleotide messenger RNA. RefSeq names its product VPS9 domain containing 1 (gene VPS9D1). The coding region runs from base 22 to 1923 and encodes 633 amino acids. The record is from RefSeq and is a predicted model, not a curated record. Gene Ontology annotation, molecular function: guanyl-nucleotide exchange factor activity; small GTPase binding. Lineage: Eukaryota; Metazoa; Chordata; Mammalia; Eulipotyphla; Soricidae. Gene Ontology annotation, biological process: vesicle-mediated transport. Gene Ontology annotation, cellular component: cytosol; endocytic vesicle. The transcript is spliced from 15 exons.
CCCGGCCCCGCCCCGCCCGCCAUGGCCGCGGCGCUGGGGGACGGCGCGGCGCGGCCGCUGCAGCGCGCCAUGAAGCUGGCCAGCGCGGCCCUGGAGCUGGACGCCGGCGGCCGGCCGCGGGAGGCCUACGCCGAGUACCUGCGGAGCAUCCGCUACAUCGCGCAGGCGCUGCUGGAGCAGGCGGACGGCGGCCCAGCAGCCGGGGACGUCACGUCCCCUGACACCUCGAAGAUGCUGAGGCUGGCGGAGCAGUGCCUGGAGCGCGCCCAGUCAACGGCCGCCGUGCUGGGGAGGACACAGCUGCGGGCAGCCUCGGCUGUGGCCACUCCUGGCUCCUGCCCGGCCAGCCGGCACCGGCGGGUCUGCUCGGACGAAGGCGGGAAGCUGUGUCCCUUCCUGCCGCCGGAGGUGUUCCAGAAGCUGCAGGUGGUCGAGUCACAGAGUUCCAAGAAGGAGCUGACCCCCCUGGAAGAAGCCUCUGUGCAGAACCAGAAGCUGAAGGCUGCAUACGAAGCACGGAUGGCCCGUCUGGACCCCAGCCAAGCCACGCAGAAGACAUCACUGACCCUGUCCCUGCAGCGGCAAAUGAUGGAGAACCUGGUGAUAGCCAAGGCCCGGGAAGAGACACUACGGAGGAAGAUGGAGGAGCGCCGGCUGCGGCUCCAGGAGGCGGCCAACAGGAGGUUCUGCAGCCAGGCGGUGCUGACACCAGAGGAGCGUGAGCUGCGGGCUCUCUACGCCGCGAUCCUCGAGUACGAGCAGGACCACGACUGGCCGAGAAGCUGGAGAGCCAAGCUCAAAAGGAACCCGGGGGACCUGUCGCUGGUGGCCAGCCUGGUCUCACACCUGCUCAGUGUCCCGGACCACCCCAUCCCGCAGCUCCUGCGGAGGCUCCAGUGUGCUGUGUACCGGUCACUCUACCCCAUGGUCAGCUGCUCCCUGCCCCCCGAUACCCGUGGACUGCGGGCCCCUGCAAGCCGGCGUCUCCGGCCCUCUCAGAGCCUUUACUGCAUGCUCUCGCCCCCGGAGCCCAGCGACGAGACCCCUGCCAGCCCCCCCGCGGCCCUGCUUCAGCCCGGCCCCCCAGACAGCAGGGCCCCCUCACCCCCGGUGGACAGCUCCUCCCGCCCACCGGACAAGGACAGUUCGUUCGAAGAUCUGGAGCAGCUCCUGACUGCGGAGCGGCUGGGCGGGCAGCCAGGGCCCCUGGCCACGGGGGCAGCAGAGGAGCCUCUGGCACUGCAGCUGAGGAGCCUGGUGAGGGACGUACACAACGCCAUUGACAGGCUGCUCUCGCUCACGCUUCUGGCCUUCGAAGGCUUGAACACGGCCCCCUCCAAGGACCGCUGCCUGGCCUGCAUCGAGGAGCCCUUCUUCUCCCCGCUGUGGCCCCUGCUGCUGGCCCUCUACCGGGCUGUGUACCGUCUGCGGGAGGCUGCCCUGAGCCGAAGCAUGGAGCUGUUCAGGAACGCACCCCCGGCAGCUGUGGGCAUCCCCGCCCGCCUCCUGCCCCCAGAUCCCACGGCCCUGGGUGCCGGCUCCUACCCCUACUUCUCAGCUACCCAGGAGCUGGGGCUGCUGGUCCUGGAGAGCUGCCCACAGAGGAAGCUGGCCUGCAUCGUGCGGGCACUGAGAGUCAUUUGCGCCUCUGCUGAGGAUUACUUCCGGGCCCAUGACGCUGCCCCCGUGGCUGGGCACCAGCCUGGCGCUGCUGCCAUUGGUGCCGACGACCUGCUCCCCAUCCUGUCCUUCGUGGUGCUGAGAAGUGGCCUCCCCCAGCUGGUCUCCGAGUGUGCCGCCCUGGAGGAGUUCAUCCAUGAGGGGUGUCUGAUCGGAGAGGAGGGUUACUGCCUGACCUCGCUGCAGAGCGCACUCAGUUACGUGGAGCAGCUGCCCCGGGCAGCCCUGGACAAGGAGGGCUGAGGAGGCAUCACCCCAGCGCCACGAAGGAGCCCCCCAAGACUUGUGGCCAGUGGGAACGGACACUGCACCUCCCACCUCCACCCCACUCCUGUAGCAGUGCUGGGGGGGGGGGGGGCACUGGACCAGCUUCUGGGAACCAGCCUGACCUGCCCGCCCAGGGUCUGCACUGCUGCCCUCCACUGAAGCCCCUGCCAGUGAUGGGCAGGGCAGUGGCCAAAGCUCGGUCCAGGCCACCUCUGUGUUGAGUCUCAAUCCCUUCCCAUCCUUCACUGUGGGCAUUAGGCAUCCUGGGACCCCUGGCCAGCUCCCUGGCCUUCCUGAAGGUCAGAGGCCUGCUGUGCACCUCCCAUUCUUUUACAUGCCAGUGGACAG